This is a messenger RNA of Mizuhopecten yessoensis (Yesso scallop), 6255 nucleotides long. RefSeq names its product phosphatidylinositide phosphatase SAC1-like. Gene Ontology annotation, cellular component: endoplasmic reticulum. Bases 34 to 1794 code for a protein of 586 amino acids. The record is from RefSeq and is a predicted model, not a curated record. NCBI's taxonomy places the organism in Eukaryota, Metazoa, Mollusca, Bivalvia, Pectinida, Pectinidae. The transcript has 18 exons. Gene Ontology annotation, molecular function: phosphatidylinositol-4-phosphate phosphatase activity. Gene Ontology annotation, biological process: phosphatidylinositol dephosphorylation.
UGUCGGUCGGUAAGGAAGUAUUUUGGGUCCAAAAUGGCGGUCUACGAAUCGCUGCAAUUACAUAUAACUGCAGACAAGUUCCUGAUUGCGCCCCAGAAUGCCGGAGUCAGUGAACUUCUUGUGAUUGACAGGAUAUCACACGAAAUAUCUCUCGAGGCUCCACAAUCUGCAUUACCAGGGACAGACACAUUUAAACAACAGAUCUAUGGGAUCUUUGGUGUGGUACGACUCACAGCAGGGCCCUACCUGAUCGUGAUAACGAAUCGAGAGAAGGUGGGAGACGUUGGCGGCCAGACAAUAUGGCGGGUCACAGACACAGCUUUGUACUCUUACCAAAAGACCAUGCUCCAUCUGACGGAGAAACAGAUUAUGGACAACAGGACCUACCUAUCUAUGAUCGAGCUGGCUCUGAAAACCGAAAGCUAUUACUUCUCUACGACGUAUGACAUCACUCACUCGCUACAACGACUCCAAAACACCAGCCCAGAUUUCCUCAGCAUGCCACUUCAUGAACGUGCAGAUGCACGCUUCCUGUGGAAUGGACAUCUGAUGAAGGAGCUCACCCAGCAGCCAGAACUUGGUCGAUACUGUCUCCCCAUUCUCCUUGGCUUCAUUACUGUGAAAUCCUGUAACAUCAACAACAAGCCGUUCGACUACAUUCUGAUCUCUCGGCGAUGUAUAUACCGGGCCGGAACACGUUUCUAUGUACGGGGGAUAGACACCGAGGGACAGGUGGCUAACUAUGUUGAGACGGAACAGAUUGUGCAAUACGACGGGCAGAAGUGUUCAUUAGUACAGACAAGAGGAUCAAUACCAGUAUUCUGGAAACAACGACCAAAUCUGAAAUACAAACCCAAGAUAGCCAUAGACACAGCUAACCAUCAUGAAGUGUUCAAGCGCCACAUAGAGGACCAAGUGUUUUACUACGGGGAGCAAGUGGCUGUCAAUCUGAUAAAUUCAUCAGGAUCAGAAGGCCAGUUAGAAAGGGCUCUGUCCCAGUCCAUCACCAGGCUUCAGCACCAGAGACUCAGGUAUGAAUAUUUUGACUUCCACCACGAGUGUCGAAAGAUGAGAUGGGAUCGGCUUGCCAUCCUGAUAGAUCGCUUGUCUGAAGACAUCAACCGGUUUGGGUAUUACAUGGUGGGAAAUGAUGGCGUAGCCAGUGCGUACCAGAAAGGAGUGUUUAGGACCAACUGUAUUGACUGUCUGGACAGGACUAACGUUGUACAGGGCAUGAUUGCCAAGGUGGUUCUACAGCAACAAUUAGGGAGACUUGGGAUAAUAGAAAUGGGACAGAAAAUAGAUGAUUUCACAACUUUCAAACGCAUGUACAACAACAUAUGGGCAGACAAUGCUGACUGUAUAUCCAAACAGUAUGCAGGCACUGGUGCCCUCAAAACAGACUUUACCAGACUAGGGAAGAGGACAACGAUGGGACUGUUGAUGGAUGGCUGGAACUCCCUCAUCAGGUACUUCAAGAACAACUUCAGUGAUGGCUUCAGACAGGACUCGAUAGACCUGAUACUAGGUAACUAUGUUGUGGAGGAUAAUGAGGGUGUGGUCCAUCCCACUCCCCUACAGAAGCAGCGGGACUGGAAGUUCUAUGCAAUUCCUGUGAUAUUUGUGAUUGCCUUGGCCAUGUGUACCAUCAGCAUACUCAUGCCUGACGAGGACAUGACGGAACAGUUUGUGUACGUGCUAUUCUGGGGAUCAGCCAGCAUCAUCUCCAUGGCAACAAUGUACAUUUAUGGUGCAGCAUUCAUAGACAACCCAAAACUUGUACACACUCGAUAGAUGUGAAAUCGAACACAAAUAUUUCCUUUCUUCUCCAGAAACACUUUCCUCUCAUGAAAGUUUUGCAGUUUCAGCAAUAGAACCGAUACAGUUUCUUCCGGUGACAUAUCUGGGUAGGAUGUCGGGGUACAUACAUAAAAUUUGUGAAGUGUUCUAUUCAUUGUUAAAAUAAGUUUUAUAAGCUACUAAAAAACUUCAGAUACUUCAAAAGAAAAUUAAGGGAAGCAUGCUCCAGACCGUCUGAUCAAGAGGUUGGACAUAGUACUCACGAGUACGUCUACUACCAAACUACUAAACCAGUUUUCUCUACCAAUUCACAUGUUGUAAGAAGGUAGCACUACAUGGCAACAUACGUUCAGGAAUAAUGUAAUAAUAUCAAUGACAUAUUCAAAUGAUCAUGGAAUGUAGUUUAAUUGUGAAAUACUUGUAUAUAAUGAGCGAGAUUUCCAUCAAUUGUUGUACAAAUGUAGUAUUAUAAUGUUAAGGAUCCCUGUACCACUGCCAAAAACUGUAACUUUGCAAUUGGAAACUGACUUUUCCAGCAUGACUAUAGCAUCAAUUUUUUUAAAUGAAAACCUUACACCGCGAGGCUUGAAACAAAAUCAAUAAAGAUGGGACUACAGAACCCAUAUUUUGAGGCUCCAUUGAUAAACGAUAUAUGUUCAACAACAGUGUUCUGAGCAUAAAAAACUAGUGCAACUAGACUGGGAUUUGAACCCUGGACUCUGGAUUGGUGUUCUAGUGCUCUAAGUCUCCCGACACAACUAUGCUACAAUUACAUCGAACAUGAAAUUAAGGGGAGGUAACUGUUUACAAAAAAACACACGGCAGUGGGACAGGGAUCCUUAAGUAAGCUGUACAUGUUUAUUCAUGGUGCUUGAAAAUUGUAUGUUAUUUAUAAUCAAUGUACAGUGAUUUAUCUUCUAGUUGCUCAUUAACUUAUUAUUUCACCUACCUGAAGAGCAAAUGAUCUUGUUCAGUUGCACAUUGUCCAUCUGUCAUGUUUUUCAUUUAAAAGACCACUAGUCUAGAAUGGCUUAACAAAUUUUGUUAAAAUCUAAGUUUAGAGCAUGCCUGAGACAAGGAAACUCACUGUUGUAUUAUUUAAAGAAGGGCUAGUUUUUAAGACCAAAGGGUGGAGGGAAGGGCCCAAUAGGGAAAUUAGGGUAAAUAUUUGAAGCCUAUUCACUAUGAAUGGUGGAAGGAUUUCAACCUGUAUCGGUAUACUGACUCCCUUGGCCAAUGAAAUAGUCAUGGGGACAGAGGUGUUGGGGCCCAAUAGGGAAAUACGUUAACAUAAUUAAAAGGCUAAGAGGCAGAACUACAUAUGUUGUGCUUUUCCACGUAUGGGUUAUUUUUUAAGAAUGAAAAUACUUCACUUUUUUUUUCUUUUUUUCUUUCUAAUAAUAUUUAGAGGGAACUAAUAAUAUUUAGAUGGAACAAAAAGCAUUUUCAUUUAUACUUUUGACAGUUCUGUAGCUGCGGUAUGAAUGAUAAUAUUUUUUGUAGUAAGGGUUUCUGAUGAACAGAUCAUGAUACCCUUGCCCUAUGACACACAAUUGUAUACCGGUUGAUAUUUGUGUAAUGUAAUAUUAUUGUUAAGUUAUUGAUUUUUGCAAUUGGUUAAUAUGAUACGAUAUGAACCUGAAUAGUAGAUAUUAACCAAACUAAAGCCAUCACAAAUAUCCAUAACUGUUUUAAGUAUCAAGGUAUUUAAUUGAAUAGUUUGGGUGGUAGGUUUUCUGUCAUAUUUUAUAGUAUUUUCCAGAUUGUGGUAAGUCAACAAUCAGGAUUAAGUGUUAUGAUCAAGAACAUGCUGACCAAAACAAUAUGUUUGUUUGUUUACAACCAAGCAUAUAACAAACAUAGUUUCGAGUCAAACAUGCAUGUUCUACAACAGGUUAAGGGGAUUUCCCGAAAGGCUAUAUUUAGAAAUCCAUAUUCACUGAAAAACGGAUGUACUGGAAACAUACUUAUUUUAGCAGACUGAGAUUUUAGUGCAAUAUUGAGUUAUAAAAGAUUAGCACAUUGAUGAAUUGGACCAUCUGUAAAAAACGCAAUAGAAAACAACAUACAGCAACUAGCACAAUCAUAAUACAAAUGUUUAUUGCAAUAACCGAAAUGGGAAAAGCGCCAAAAUAAGGUUACCACAAAAAUAUGUAUGCUUACAGUACUUGAGUUUUUUAGAUGAGGUCGUGUUUAUAGGUACCACCCAAUGGGAUUGUGGGUACACCAUACAGGUGGUGAUUUCUCUGACCACGGUACAUGAUUACUGAAUUUAAUAUUAUAUGCUUUGCUGUUUUUUUCCAUUUUGGUAAAUUUCUUGGAGUAUAAUUUCUCUAAUAAUUUCAUUAUAUUAUUGUUAUAAUGAUAGACAUAUCAUUUCCAUUCCAAUAAUUGUUUAAAAAAAUAAAUUCAUUUGAAUUCUCCACUAUUUAAAAAAAAAAACUAUGAUUAAAAUGAGUCUAUUAUGAAUGUAUGUAACUUAUUUUAGAGUUGGUCCUAUUGUCUAAUUGCCUAUACUGUAUAGUAUUUUUAAUAUGUGGGGUCACUAUUUUGUGUUUUCUUUUCGAAACAUAUUCGCAGGGAAUAAAUUUCACUAUACACCGACUUCCAAUAAUUUGCAGGUCACUUACAUAUCAGUAAAAUUUGAAAUAAACAUUAUUCAAGCUUGCAGUGCAAUGUAUUUUGAGCAUCAUCGUUUGGGAGUAAAUCUCUUGAUUUAAUUAAAAUUCUCUUCAAAUUCAUGUAAAGAUGUUGAGUUAUAUUUUCAUCUGGCAACAAUAUACAGUUCUUUGACAGUGUAACAUCUCCAUAUUGGAAGUAGAAACUGGUGUGCAGAAUAUUUAGCUGGUGUUUAGAAUUCAUGGAUUUUAUUCAAAAGGCGAAUAUAGCGAAAAUAAAAACCCUACGAAAUAUAACUGCAAUACAGUAUUUGUGCAUUAGUCAGAAAUAAAUCAGCUUGAGACUAUGUUUGAUUUUCAUGGUACAAGUAAAAAAAAUUCUACAAAGUAACUUUUAUGACUAUGUAUACAGGAAGAUUUAAACGUUAAGUUGGGCAAUAAAUAGUUACAUCUUCUUUCCUGAAACACUAGGUAUUUAGAGAAUCAUAUGUCACAGUUGGGUAGAGUGAUCCAGUUUUAUAUGGGUUGUUUUGUUGGGGUUUGUUUGGGUAAUAUUUUGAUAAGGACCAGACAAUUCCUAUAAUGGAUAUUUUUCGAGAGAAUAAAAACGCUCUAUUCAUUUGGACCUACAUGUAUGUACAUUUUUUUCCAGUUCAAAUUAUUUAUCAUAACCGUUAUCAGUAUCAUUUCAGUUCAUGUUUUAAUUGUUAAUGGUUCAGGGAAGUCCAGAGGAAGCUGGUGAAUCCAGGGUAGGCUGGUAUACACCGGGUUCCAUCUGAAAGUCAUCACAAUUUCACACCUAACUUUUUAUCCGAGUUAUUUCAUGGAUUAUGUUAACUUAUUGAUUGGUGUCUAGAGUGACGAGGUGUUAUUUGGUAAUGUAACUGCGCCGGAAUGACCUGUCGCGUUGAUAGUUUUAAGGAUCACUGUCCCACUGCACUGUGGUUUUUCGUGUAUAUAUAUAUAUACAGUAACCUAGCUCCCCUUAAUUUCGUUUUUGAUUUAACUAACCCAGUUGGUCUAGGAUACCUCCGUCAACCACGUAACCCAGUCGGUUAGAGUGAUACUGUAAUAAUAUAUAUUUCGGGGUUGGAAUCCCAGUCUAGCUUCUCUAAUUUGCUUCGCUCACAACACUGUUGUGGAUUGUAUUUGGUUUUAUCACUGACCAGAGACGUAUAUAACACAUACGUCUCUGCACUGACUAAGAUAAUCUAAUUCUGUGGUUUUAUCACUGACUAAGAUAAUCUAAUUCUGUGGUUUUAUCACUGACUAAGAUAAUCUAAGUCUGUGGUUUUAUCACUGACUAAGAUAAUCUAAUUCUGUGGUUUUAUCACUGACUAAGAUAAUCUAAUUCUGUGGUUUGACUAAGAUAAUCUAAUUCUGUGGUUUGACUAAGAUCAUCUAAGUCUGUGGUUUUAUUUCGUCUUUAUUAUUUUUCACAACUGUCCCGCAUAGCAUGGUUGUCUUUUCAGAAAUGAUUUAUCAAAGUUUAAUAGUUGCCGGAAAAAUAAGUUUCCAUUAUUCGUUAGAGUUUUCGGCAGUGGUACGGGGGAUCCUUACCAUUUUAAGUUAUAGAACAAAUUCUUACAGUUGAAACAGCCCCGACCAAUAUUAUAUCGUCAUUUUCGAACUCUCUGUAAUAGCACCUGUCAGAUAGAAAUAGUUUACACAGAAAGAUUAAGGUGACAGUUCAUUCUGGCCUAGUUGUGUAUUUUAUGUUCCAGUAUUUUUCGUCAACACACAAAGACUUUUAACACUAACACUGUGAGGAUUAUUUAUGUGUAUAAUUUAUAUCGAUAUUCAAGAUGGCUUAUGUAAAUAAAGAAUUCAAUUUGAA